GCCUUUAAAUUAUGGCGUCUGCUCAUCCGAGAGACGAGCUGACCUGCUCCAUCUGCCUUGAAAUAUACACACAUCCAGUAAACCUGACAUGUGGACAUACCUACUGCCAGCACUGUAUUGACUGUGUGCUGGAUACACAGGAGGAAAGUGGCGUUUAUAGCUGUCCUGAAUGCAGGGUUAUGUUUCAUGAGCGUCCUGCACUGCAGAGGAACAUUGCUCUGUGUAACAUAGUGGAGCAUUUCCGGCCUGCUCAACCAGAGAAGGAGGUGGUUGGAAUUUAUUGUACCUACUGUAUCCACACAGCUGUACCUGCUGUUAGAUCCUGUCUGAUGUGUGAGGCUUCUUUAUGUGCUGAUCACCUGAGAGUGCACAGUAAGUCAGCAGAACACGUCUUAUCUGAACCCACCACAGCUCUGGUGAUCAGAAAAUGCAUUGUCCACAAGAAGCUCUUAGAGUAUUACUGUACUGAGGAUACAGCCCUUAUCUGUGUGUCCUGCAGACUUGAUGGAAAACACAAGGGGCACCAGGUGGAGUUACUUAAUGAGACUUCGGAGAAGAAGAAAGAGACACUGAGGAAUGUUCUGGACAAACUGAUCUCAAAGAGAGAAGAGAUUGAGUACAGAGUCCAAAGUCUGAAUGAUCACAGGAGAGAAGGACAAGAAAACGCACUCUCUGUGUCUGAUCUAAUUCAGGAGCUGGAAAUAAAGAAGGAUGAGCUGUCCAGGAAGAUGCGUCACAUUGAGAAGCUGUGUAACGCAACUGAUCCAUUAACUGUAUUACUAGACCAGGAAUCUGACAGAAAUGACUUUGGUGAUAUAGAGGAGGAGAGUAAUAAGGACAGAGAGAGCCAUGAUAAACAACAGGUCCAUGAUGUAAGGGAUUGUGAAAAGGGGAUGAUUUUACAAACAUUGCACACUGGUUUUUCAGAUAAAAUGAGAGGUAGUGACUUACAGGAAGACAUAAAUAUAUUACUGGAUAUAAACACAGCUGCUAACAAUUUACUUGUAGCUUCUGAUAUGAAAACUGUACACUGUUCUGCAGCAUACCAAAAUCGCCCAGAAACAGAUGAGAGAUUCCAGUAUAACCAGGUCUUAAGCACCAGGAGUUUUUCCUCACAACAACAUUGCUGGGAAGUAGAGACCAGUGCAUCAGGAGACUGGAGACUAGGUGUGGCCUAUCCUAGUAUAGACAGGACAGGGAGCCAGUCAUAUAUUGGUGAUAAUCAGAAGUCCUGGUGUCUGCGCAGAUUGUACAACAACCAGUACUCAGUGAUACAUGAUAGUAAAGUCACUAUGUCACCUCACCGUUUUUCCUGUAAUAGAUUUAGAAUAUAUUUGGACUAUGAUGCUGGGAAUCUGUCCUUUUAUGAGUUGUGUGACCCAAUCAGGCACUUACACACCUUCACCGCCAUCUUCACUGAACCCUUAUUUGCUUCAUUUGGUAUAGGGUAUUUGAUGUGUGGUGAAAAUUGCUGGCUGAGAAUCACAGGCCAGAACACAUUUCCAUAAUGUAAAAACUGACAAAUAUAUAAUAACACAAGGGUGAUUCUGGUUGGUUGCAUGCUAAUAAAGCUAAUGAUAAUGUAUAAUAAGUGGUGCUAAGGUUGAGCAACUUCUAUGUCUUUUAAUUCAUUAAUUAAUCACUGUGAAUGUCUGCAUUUUCUGUCUAUGAAGAAAUCAGUGGCAGUCUCUAUUUAUGCAAGAGAAAAAGAAAAAAGAUUGGCUGCGCUUACAGUGUUGUUAGUAUACCAUAAUUGUGGAGAGCUGACAACCGAAAUAUAUGAAAUAUAUUUAUUAAAAUAAUAACACACCAAUAAAAACUGAUACACAAUAUAUGGAAAAAUUAUAAAAUUUGUAUAUACUCUGAAAAAAACGUAAAUAUAUUUGAUAAACAGUGUCCACAAAUUAGGGUGGUUAUAGCAAUAUAUGGAAUAUUAAAUCAGUGCAGAUAUAGAUUUGUAACACUGUUUAAGAAAUGUAUCAUUACUAUUGCAUGCUUGUUAAAAUUGUAUCGCUUCUGGAAUUUAUCUUAGUAACAAAUCUUGCUACAGGUGCAGAGGCAACAUGCACACUGUAGCUAAUAAACAUAGAAGU
Molecule: messenger RNA, 2093 nt
Organism: Pseudophryne corroboree (corroboree frog)
Lineage: Eukaryota; Metazoa; Chordata; Amphibia; Anura; Myobatrachidae
Product: E3 ubiquitin/ISG15 ligase TRIM25-like
Exons: 1
Coding region: 12-1508 (498 amino acids)
Molecular function (GO): zinc ion binding; protein binding
Source: RefSeq, a predicted model, not a curated record